CUUAAGGAAACGAUUUCUAAAUAGAAAAUUUUCUUUAGAUUUAUUCAAUUUCAGCUCCUUUGUCGACUGACUAAGGUUCAUGCACUAUGGCAAAUGUUCGAUGUAAAAGCCGAUUAUCUUCUCUCACAUAAGCUGAACCAUCAUUCAUCGAAACAUUGAACCCUCUUGAAGGGAAAACUCACGGAGAACGAGAAACAUUUAACACUUUGUUAAAACAUGAAUUCAGCCUUUAAAUGGAAUCUAUUAACUUUUAUUCUAUUGCUGAGAGGAUGCUGUUUAGAGCCAAGCAAAACAUAUCAAAUUGGGGAACUUUGUGAGCGACCAACAUUUCUGUCAACUUAUAGAAAAAUUGAUGGAGCUGAAAUAAUAUCGAAGAAUGAGCGGAAUUUGGAUUGUACCUUGACAUUCCAAACUCAUUCCAUUCUUCAGCGAUUCAUGCUUCGUUUUGAAGUUCUCAAUUUAGACUGCAAUGAUCACUUAUACAUAUUCGAUGGUGCACAUGCAGCAUCAUCUCAUAAAGCUGAUAUCAGUUGUCGCAAUACUAAACAAACUGUAGGAACAUUAUUCACUCGAUCUAACUUCAUCACAUUAAGAUAUGUAACCGAUGGCUGGGGAACUGAUAACACUUUCAAACUUGUUAUAACAGCAAUUAAAGACGGAAAACAUUCUUGCAAAGAUUUCCGUUGUACAUUAAAAGAAUUUUGUAUACAUCCUGAUUUGUUAUGUGAUAAUAUUAACCAUUGCGAAGAUGGAAGUGAUGAAGUUACUGGGAUUUUAUGUGAAGACCCCAUCGAUCAUAAUAUUUUUGGCAUGUCUUCUGAAACAUUGACUAUCAUAACAAUCUGUGUAGUUUUAAUGAUGUUGGCUUGUGGAUUUGGUGUCGGAAUUUGUAUUUGUAGAAAGAAAACAAAUGAAGACAUAACAUCAAAAAAUCAUCCGAUGUACUCAGAUGCUAAUGGUCCAAAGCAUUUAAAUGAUUACCGCCCAGCAGUAAGAGGUUGUUAUAAUUAUGUGUAAAUUAUUUAUGAAAGAGAUCAAUCACAAAAAAAAAGAUGUC
Molecule: messenger RNA, 1057 nt
Organism: Clunio marinus
Lineage: Eukaryota; Metazoa; Arthropoda; Insecta; Diptera; Chironomidae
Source: the annotation of a GenBank genome assembly